CAGAGGAAGAAGAAGGAUACAAGCUAAUUGAGCUAAGAACAAAGCAAUGUUUUACUCUCAUCAGCUCCUUGCGAGGAAGGCUCCUCUCGGCCAGAUCUGGAUGGCUGCGACCUUGAAUAACAAGAUUAAGCGAAGAAAUUUAGAGAAGCUCAAUAUCCCAUUGAUUUGUGAAGAGAUCCUUAACCCUUCAAUUCCGAUGGCUCUGAGGCUUUCGGGAAUUCUAAUGGGUGGUGUUGUGAAUGUGUACAAACGAAAAGUUGACUUUCUCUAUGAUGAUGUGAAUCGAUUCUUGGAGGAGCUCAAUAGAGUCUUCAAGGCAAAGAAUGCAGUCGACGCCGGCUGCAAAACUCAGGCCAAGCGCAGAGCACAGGCCAGGUCCGAGGCUGCAAUUACAAUCACGGACAUAGAUAAUUUCGACGUGAAUAUGGAGCAGCACACCAUCCACCCCCCAUUUUUUGAUGUCGCCAGAUUCCGGAAAAUGACAUUGCAAGAUUUGGAUGAUCAAUAUGUCAACAUAGUUGUUGGCGACGAUGACCACUCUGUUCAAAGGCAGCAUCAUCAAGCUAAUCCAGCCGACAUCACAUUGCCUGAUAGAAUUGAUUUGAGCACAAUACACACCGUCCCCUCUGAUCAGUUCGACAGAUUUGAUAUUGUAGAUGAAACCUUCACUGAGGCUGACUUCACGUCUCAAGUCUUGCCAGAUUCUCAACCUCGAGUUCCUCCGUCCCCUCCACCGCAGGAACCACUCCAUGAUGAUGGAAUGGGGCACAAACAGAUGGAAAUAGAGAACCAAGCCAAAGAGGAGAGUAACAAGAAAGAGGCGGAUGUGCAUCACCCGACCAAAAGGAAGGCAAAAAGGAACUCAAGUAAGGUCAUCAUGGAUGAGCAGACCAUGAUCCCAAGUGAAACAUACCAUUCGUGGCUCAAUGAUGCUUCCGACAUCCGUUCGCUUGGAAGGAAAAAGACAAAGCCGGCCACUCACCUAUUGCGCUCAGCCAAGAUAGACACUCUCAUGGAUCUGCCACCGCUGUGUCUUUUAGCUAGCUCAAACAACUUUCUUCAUAACAUUCAUUACCCAGAGCCACUUAUGGAACUGUGGAGAAAAUGUACUAUAGGAAAACCUAAAACGCCAGCAAUACAUCAGAGGAACACACCCCGUUCAUCCUCCGAGGAAGUGAUACACCAAGAUUUCGUUGAACUUUUCGAGCAUGGUAGUUUUGAUAUCGACAAAAUGCGGGCUGCUAAAGAAGAUUUUGGUUUUGCUCCUGGCGGUUUCUCUGGAGGAUUCACUUCCUCUGAUAGUCGUGUUGAUGAUUCUCAGCCUAUUCUCAGCUCUGGAGCUAGCCGUAAUUCAUUGACUUCCGGAAGGUCCAGACAAAAUUAUGCGCCCAUCGGAAACCUGUAUACAGUUGCCGAAGACUUUGAUACAGGUGCCGAAGACCUGGUCUUCCCCAGCUUAGCAAUUAUCUGCAAUUCAGCUGUGAUUCGUGAAUCAAAAUUUUCACACGAAGCACUUUUCUUGUUUGCGUCAACACCUCGGCUAAAUUGUUGUCUCGGCUGUUCCGCGAGCGAAACCCUUCACGAAAUACCUUCGUGA
This is a messenger RNA of Phalaenopsis equestris, 1597 nucleotides long. RefSeq names its product sister chromatid cohesion 1 protein 1-like. Gene Ontology annotation, molecular function: chromatin binding; protein binding. The transcript is spliced from 18 exons. Gene Ontology annotation, biological process: replication-born double-strand break repair via sister chromatid exchange; mitotic sister chromatid cohesion; synaptonemal complex assembly. The record is from RefSeq and is a predicted model, not a curated record. Gene Ontology annotation, cellular component: synaptonemal complex; cohesin complex. Lineage: Eukaryota; Viridiplantae; Streptophyta; Magnoliopsida; Asparagales; Orchidaceae. Bases 47 to 1597 code for a protein of 516 amino acids.